CACAUUCUGACAGUGUGAAUUGGCUUUACCAGUACAUCCAAACCAACAGUGAAACAUAUAAAGGAAUCUUUGUUUGCUUUUGCCUGCAAGAAACCAGCUCAUUCAGUCUGCAUUCAGACUGGUGUAUUUAGCUCAAUGGUUUCUCGAUAGAAAUGCCAAGAAAGCUUAGUCAUAUAUAAAUUAUAAAUCUUUUCUACCGUUACCCAUAAAAAAGUCUCUCCUGAAUCAGUGGUGCUGUUAGAUUACAGCAAUGGAUGUAAGCAUGGAGAAAUCAAAAUCGCGCAGUGGCAGAAAAUUGGAAAUAGUUGAUUUUGUGCUACGAUUUGCAGCCAUUGCAGCUACUCUUGUAGCCGCCAUUGUUAUGGGAAGAGACAAGCAGACUCUUGAUACUCCCAUUGGCCCUAUUGUUGCCAAAUACCACUACUCGCCCGCUAAUGUCUUUUUCGUGAUAGCAAAUGCAAUCGCCUGCGUUUAUGCGGUUUUUGCCAUAAACAAUACUACUGCAAAUAUAGUGUACUCCCGCUCGCCCGCCUUCUCGAAACUCCUACGAGCUUUCUUCGAUCUGAUAAUGGUGGCCCUUCUGUCGGCGAGCUUAGGGGCGGCAAUGGGCGUGGGGUACAUUGCUCGGAAAGGCAAUUCUCACGCAUUUUGGAGCUCAAUUUGCGGUCUGUAUGGUCGUUUCUGUCACCAGGGAAUCAUUUCCAUUGCAUCUUCGUUGGCAGCAACGGUCCUCUUCGUCCUGCUCACCACUUUCUCCAUUUACUCACUCUACAAGCGUAGCAACAGCUGAGCUUUUCUUCUUCUACUACUGAAACCAUGUCACACACUCUUUUAUAUACCAUUAAGAAAGCCUGCAACAUGGGUAUAUUCGAGAGCUCUGUAUUUUCUUGGUUUUAAAACUAUUUAGGGUUUUCUUCCUGCUAUGAGUAUGCACAUCUCCAUGAACUAUUCUUUAGAUUCCGAUUUGUACUAUCUUCGUUUUAUUUUAUUUAAAAAUGAAAUUUCAAUGCCCUGAAA
Molecule: messenger RNA, 1017 nt
Organism: Cryptomeria japonica (Japanese cedar)
Lineage: Eukaryota; Viridiplantae; Streptophyta; Pinopsida; Cupressales; Cupressaceae
Product: CASP-like protein 1U1
Exons: 3
Coding region: 251-790 (179 amino acids)
Source: RefSeq, a predicted model, not a curated record